AUGGCACCGGUUUUUCCUGUUCAUAAGCAUCGGUUUCCCCUGGCGGGUUCCGAGAAGGAACCGCGGGACAAAGUGGUAAGAGUGUCGUUCUCGGAAAACCUUCGUGAAUAUUGCCUCAAUACCACCAUCCAUGGGCUGAAGUACAUUGGAACGGUUUCAAUGACGGUAUGGGAACGGGCGUACUUCUUCCUCACCUUCCUCAUCGUGACCGUCUGCUCCAUCUACUUCAUCUCGAACGUCUACAUCAAGUGGCAAUCGUCGCCCAUUAUCAUCGGGCUCAAUCCGAUUGCGACGCACAUCCGAAACAUUCCCUUCCCCGCGGUUACCAUCUGCAACAUGAACCAGGUGCGACGGGAGGCGGCCGAGCGUAUCGAGGCACACACGCUAGAACAGUCGGUCCUGCAGAGCAUCUGCUCCAUCGAUGGAGACUUUAACGUCACUACGUACGAGGGCAAAUGGUCCGUGGUGAAGAAGCUUCUGUUGAGUGCGACACAACCAUGCUCCGGACUGCUGAAAGCAUGCCGCUUCGCUAAGCAUCCGGAAAAGUGUACCGAAAUUUUCCAAUCCGUCUUCACCGACGAAGGACUGUGCUGUACGUUUAAUACGCUCGAUUCGGAAUACAUGUUUCAGAAAGAAAAUGCGCUCAACAUUUUCCCGAAGGAAACGAGCGAUGCCGUGGGACGUUUCCGACCCAUUCUCUGGACGCCCGAGACCGGUUUCGUAAGCCAUCCGACGAACAACAGCUUCCCGCGGGUCAUUGCUGGAACGGGAGUUACGAUGGGGCUCGCCAUCGUGCUCGACGCGAAUGUGAGCGACUAUUACUGCUCGUCAACGUCCUCGACCGGGUUUAAGAUCAUUUUUCACAGCCCAACCGAGUCGCCGAAAAUCACCGACUUUGCGCAGUACAUUCCGGUGGGCUCGGAGAACCGCAUUAUCAUCACGCCGAAAAUCAACGACGCGGCGGAAACGAUUCGUAAGGUGGCCCAAUCGCAACGGCAAUGUGUGUUCGCCAACGAGGCCAACCUGUCCUACUACAGUGUGUACUCGCGCAACAACUGCGAGUUGGAGUGUGAAGCGAAGCUGAUCCUGGAAAACUGUGGCUGUGUCCUGUACUACCUGCCGAAACUGUACGAGGACACGAAGAUCUGCAGCCGGGCGAAUGCCCGCUGUUACGAGCAGAUACGCAGCUCGAUCGCAUUUACGGCGAAUACGAGUUUGUCGUGCACCUGUUUGCCCGGAUGUUUUGAGGUGAGCUACGUGCCGGACGUGACAACGGCGGAAUUGCAAGUCGGACAGUUUGAAAUUCGUGAACCGAUGCUGAGCGAUGUGAAGGAUGAGCAAUACGCCAAGAAAAAUCUUGCACUGGUAUACAUCUACGUUAAGGAUACCUAUUACCGUAGCUUUACCAAGGGAGAGCUCGUUGGAUUUACAGAUUUUCUAUCUAAUGUUGGUGGACUUCUGGGACUGUUUCUGGGAUUUUCCAUCAUCUCGCUGGUGGAGGUUAUAUACUUCCUAACGCUCCGGCCAUACUGUACCCGAAAACGGCAUCAGGCUAAACUGCAAGAACCCGGCAACGGCCUCAGACAAGAUCCUCGGCGUGAUUUGCUUUGGUUCGGUUCGAAACCUCAUGGAACGACGGCGGUACAGUUCAUUGGACGUUCGUUCGGGCAAGAGUACCAGGACCGGCUCCAUCACCACCAAUACCAGGCUGACGGACGCAGCGUAAUGGUAACUGAGAUUGCUGCCAAAAUCAAACAAAUUGUUCACUCUCGACUGCAACAGGCCGGUGGAUGGUUGCGGAAUACAUUUCGGUCCAGGAGGAACCAGCUUGGCCGUGCCUUCGGUGCCCCCGGAGUACCAACGUAUCCUUUCUACGAAUGA
Molecule: messenger RNA, 1881 nt
Organism: Anopheles coustani
Lineage: Eukaryota; Metazoa; Arthropoda; Insecta; Diptera; Culicidae
Gene: ppk12
Product: pickpocket protein 28
Exons: 7
Coding region: 1-1881 (626 amino acids)
Biological process (GO): sodium ion transmembrane transport
Cellular component (GO): membrane
Molecular function (GO): ligand-gated sodium channel activity
Source: RefSeq, a predicted model, not a curated record